Taeniopygia guttata (zebra finch) is the source of this 1330-nucleotide messenger RNA. Lineage: Eukaryota; Metazoa; Chordata; Aves; Passeriformes; Estrildidae. The record is from RefSeq and is a predicted model, not a curated record.
UUUAAACGCUGAAGUUCACUUAGCUACUACUCCUCAGAGGAAUAGCUAAAGUAGCUGUGCUGGCUCCUUCAGAGAAGGAAGAGAAGUUAUUUUUCCACUCGCUCAUAUAUAGGGCAAGGGAAGAGAAACUAUGAAGUCUUUUGAGCGUGGAGCUAAGAAACGGCACCACAACCCGGUGGACAGCAUCUGCAGGAAGAUCAAAUCCAUCCAAAUGAUGGACCAAGUCUCCAACCCAGCCUUACAGAUACCAAAAUUUCAGUCCCAGAACUUCGACAGCCCACAGAGCAAUACUAAAAAAAACCUGGAGGAAAUCCUGAAAAGGAGAACCCGCAGGAGUUGUGGGAGCUCUUGCUCACCUGUGGUCAGCCUUGACAGUGACAAUGUUUUCUUUGCCAACUUGCCUGGUUUGGGGGCCAGCUCUGGCUCCCACACUGCAAACAGAACCUAUUCCAUCCUGGAAAGCUGUGAGAGACCCAGCAGCUCGUGGGUGCCUUCCUCUCCAGUGGACACCUCCUCUCCAUUCUGCUUUGGAGCCAGGGAGGCCAAUGCCCAGCACAAAGCCCAGCGUAAAGACGCGCGGCCCGAGCAGAAAUAUCUGACCUCAAGUCCGAAUUUGUGUGUCUUCACAUCUGAAAAAAAGCCAGGAAGUUCUGGGGUCCAGCCUCCUGUGCCAAAGACAUUUCCCUCAAGUGAAGGAGGAGUGGGGCAGACUGUGGGGUACAAAGCUGACAAUAUUUACGACGUGAGCUUGAUCUGUGAAGAGAACCUGCUGACCACCAUCUUCUGUGCAUGUGACAUCCACCACACAGGAAAAGUGGCAGUGUCUAAGAUAGUUGAUUAUUUGAGACAUACAACCAGCCGGGAAUCAGGGGACAGUGGUCUUGAAGAGCUGUGCAACAAGCUUGACCCUGAGCACAAAGAUAUCUCCAUGGACCUGGAAACCUAUCAUGCCAUCAUGGGGGAGUGGAUUGAAGACUGUAAGAGAAAAUGGUAACUUAUUUUAAUAAAUCUGCUAUGGAAAAAGGUCUUUAUAAUCUUCCCCUGUGGCUCUGAAAAGAAAGUGGUAUUGGGACACCAUGUCUACAACAUUGGGUUUGGCUGAAGUUUUGGAAGUGUUGCAAAGCUGGUAAGCAGCUCAGUGUCCUGCUGAUUUUGUGACCCUUGAUACUCCCUUCUUUCAGGGAAGACGGUACUACUGAGAAAUCAUCAUCAAGCACAGAAGACUUGGAAUCUCAAGUACCUAAAAACAUCUCUGAAGGUGCAGAACAUUUUAUUCUGUUUCUGUUCAGGAAAGCUCCACUUUCUUGCUCUAUAACCAAAACCCCCAUCU